Messenger RNA from Malaclemys terrapin pileata, 8901 nucleotides. It is a transcript of the gene COG2, whose product is annotated as component of oligomeric golgi complex 2. The coding region runs from base 45 to 2357 and encodes 770 amino acids. The transcript has 18 exons. Lineage: Eukaryota; Metazoa; Chordata; Testudines; Emydidae. Gene Ontology annotation, biological process: Golgi organization; intra-Golgi vesicle-mediated transport; protein transport. The record is from RefSeq and is a predicted model, not a curated record. Gene Ontology annotation, cellular component: COG complex; membrane.
GCUCGGAGGCGGCGCCUCGUCGGUGUCGCGCCCGCCGCGUUGCCAUGUUGGCGGAAGAGCCGCCGCUGCCGCCCGCAGCUCGGGGAGCCGGGAGCCGGCGCGGAGAGGAGGGGCCCGGGGCCGGCCCGCGCGCGGGGAUGGAGGCGAGGGGCAUGUGCCUGCCCCGCGGGCCCGGAAACCUCUGCUUCGACAAGGACGAGUUCAUGAAGCCAGACUUUGAUGUCGAUCACUUUGUGUCUGACUGCAGAAAGCGUGUCCAGUUAGAAGAGCUCAGAGAUGAUCUGGAGCUCUAUUACAAACUCCUUAAAACUGCCAUGGUAGAACUCAUAAACAAGGACUAUGCAGAUUUUGUUAAUCUUUCAACAAAUCUGGUUGGCAUGGAUAAGGCCCUCAAUCAGCUUUCAGUGCCGUUGGGACAGUUACGAGAAGAGGUCAUGAGCCUUAAGUCGUGCGUGAGUGAAGGAAUUCGGGCAGUAGAUGAACAUAUGUCUAAACAAGAGGAUAUCAGAAGAAAAAAGAUGUGUGUCUUGAGACUUAUUCAGGUUAUUCAAUCAGUUGAAAAAAUUGAGAAAAUUCUACACUCCCAAAGCUCUAAAGAAUUGUCCUUAUUAGAAGCAAACAGCCCACUUUUGACUGGACAGAUUUUAGAGAGAAUUGCCACGGAAUUUAACCAAUUACAAUUUCAUGCAGUACAAAGCAAAGGAAUGCCUCUUUUGGACAAAGUGAGACCACGUAUAGCUGGAAUAACAGCUAUGUUGCAGCAGUCUCUGGAAGGGCUGCUCUUGGAAGGCCUUCAAACUUCCAAUGUUGACAUAGUACGUCAUUGCUUACGGACCUAUGCAACAAUUGACAAAACACGAGAUGCAGAGGCAUUAGUUGGCCAGAUUCUUGUAAAACCAUACGUAGAUGAGGUGAUUGUGGAACAAUACAUUCAAUCUCAUCCCAGUGGCCUGCAGGCCAUGUACAAUAAACUGCUGGAGUUUGUUCCUCACCAUUGCCGUCUUUUGCGUGAAGUAACAGGGGGAGCUAUGUCAAGUGAAAAAGCAAAUACCGUUCCUGGAUAUGAUUUUUUAGUGAAUUCAGUGUGGCCAGAAAUAGUACGUGGCUUAGAAGAAAAAUUACCAUCACUUUUCAACCCUGGAAACCCAGAUGUAUUUCAUGAGAAAUACACUAUAAGCAUGGAUUUUAUACAGAGAUUUGAACGACAGUGUGGAUCGCAGGCCAGCGUGAAAAGAUUAAGAUUGCAUCCUGCCUACCAUAGUUUUAACAAUAAGUGGAAUUUGCCUGUUUAUUUCCAAAUAAGAUUUAGAGAGGUAGCAGGAGCCUUAGAAGCUGCACUUUCAGAUAGCCUAGAAGAGGCACCAGCUGGAAGCUCAUAUUGCCUUUUGGCCACUCACCUGGUAUGGGUGAGUCUUCUGAAGUGUUGGUCAGAUCAGAUGUUUUUACCCUUAUUAGCACACCGCCUUUGGAAAUUUACACUGCAAAUUUUAGCACGCUACUCUGUGUUCGUUAAUGAGCUUUUGCUCAGGCCCAUCUCCAAUGAAAGUACAAAGGACAACAAAAAAUCUGUGGCAACCGGUAGCAAGGAAUCCUCUGUAAACCCAAAUCCCAGUGAGGACCAGGGAAAUGGUGCUUCUCCAGAAACACAGCGUUUACCUUCUAUAUCCAAUACUCAGUUGGUGUAUGUUGCUGCAGAUCUGGAUAGACUUAAGGAGCAGCUUCCUGAACUCUUGGAAAUUAUCAGACCAAAACUUGAAAUGAUUGGCUUCAAGAAUAUGUCCUGUAUCACAGGAGCCUUGGAAGACUCUCAGGCUUCUUUAUCAGCCUCCAUGCCUACCUUGAAUAAUAAAAUUAUUCAGGAUUUGAGUGAGUCCUGCUUCAGUUAUCUGAAAAGCGCUCUAGAAGUACCAAGACACUAUAGAAGAACCAAUAAGGAGGUGCCAACUAAAGCAUCACCUUACGUUGACAGUGCUCUUAAACCUUUCUACCGACUGCAGAAUGAGUACAAGGAUAUGUUGAAGCAACCCAGGAUUCAUCAAUGGUUGGAAAGUGCCCUAUCUGAAAGCACACAAAAGUAUUAUGAAACUGUAUCAGAUGUUUUGAGCUCUGUAAAGAAAAUGGAAGAGAGCCUGAAAAGACUCAAACAGGCCAGAAAAACUGUAAUUCCAAACCAUGUUAGUUCAAACGGGGGCAUGAGUGAUGAUAACAAAAUCAGACUACAGUUGGCCCUGGAUGUUGAGUACUUGGGAGACCAGAUGCAAAAGAUGGGAUUACAGACAAGCAACAUAAAAAGCUUUUCAGCUCUUCUAGAGCUUGUUCUAGCUGCCAAGGAUCAGACUACAGUGGAACAACCUUAAAUAUAUUUGAAAACAAGUCCUGAGGAUGAACCACGUCUCCAAAAAUGGGAGGGAAUUAUUUCCCUCUUCUUUCUUUUACCAAACACUAUGUAGCAAUGAAGUGCUUCCUAAUGCGUCUCCAGCAACAAGUCAAUGCAUCUUCUGUCAAGAUACCCAAAGACUUGUUUCAACAAAAAAUUACAAGAGAGCAUUCAGUGUAGUUUUCCAUUGUAUGGAAGGCAGUUAAAAGCAUUCUAAACUUUCUACUUUAGAUUAAAAGCAAAGCAAAUGUUUUUAUUUUUAUUGUAAAUCUUAGUGUGGAAGAACUGACUUAAUGAUUAAAAUAAUAAAUUGUCUUCCUAAUUGUAUCAUUGAGUGGGGGAAGGAAUGGUGCAGUGGAGUACAUGGGUUUAGGGGUUUUUCAUCAAAAUGUUUAAAUUCUGAGUCCUCUUCAAACUCAAUUUUUAAAUGGUAGUCCUAUGUGCUGACAUCUAGUAUAAAAAUGUGCCACUCGUGGCUACUUUCAGACCUCUAGAACUAAUGGAUACAUAUACAAGGGGAAAACUCUCCUGGAAUAAAGAAACUGUUCACUGGAAUUGAGAACAUUUUAUUUCUAGUUAUUGUAAAAUUAUCACAAGUGUAUAUUUUCCCCUCCGAGUUGGAUCUUGCUGAGUCCUGUGGAAGAACUGAAAGCUUUUAUUGUCCCUUUAGCUGAAUUUUUCUCAGAGCUUAUUUUAUGACACUUCUCACCCAGAAGCAUCCUGAAGCGCUUCACAUAUUAUGGAUCAUUUUAUCCACCAGUGAAAUGUAACCACACCUGGGAUGAAACUCACAGUAUUAACAGUGCUUAGCCAACACUACACUGCAAAAUUUUAAAAUGGCAGGUGAAGACUGGUUAGUUGCACCCAGUCUGGAAUUUAAUCAGGUCACCAGAACGAAUGCUACUCACUUACUGUGAGUGAGUAGUAGAUGCUUAAUUCUAAGAAGAAGCAUUUGCUUCAGUAUAUUCAGUAUGCAGAGGUGUUCUGCUCUGUAAUCCCAGCACAUCAGACCUAGCUUCUUCAGUGGAACAAAUAUUACUGUACUUCUGUGAAAUCAGGCUUAAUAUUGAUUAACUGGGUGAAGGAACUAGGAGAAUUGCUGAUCACGGUUUGAGUGGCGUUCAAGGUGCUGGCUUUAACCUAUGAAGACCUGAAUAGUUUGGGGCCUAGUUAUAUGAGGGACUGCAUCUACUCAGGCUGUACUGCCAUAGUUGAGAUCAACAGCGCCACUCAAGUUAGAGCUCUCUCAAUAUAAAUGAGGGGAAGAUGGUUUCCCAUAAGGGUCUUGACACUAGGAUUCUCCUUGGUCCAGAGUCUGCAUUUACUAACCUGCCAGAAGCACUGCACAGCCCACCUCUUUUCAGACAUCGAGCAAGGCUGAAGACUUGCAGUGAAAGAGUUGGAGAUGAUAGAAUGUCUACAUGGUGUUUCAUGCCAUGUCUGGGUAGAGCGUAUAGUUUUUGUCAGAGGGUAUUACUUGGAGAUGGUAUUGUAUUUAAAAAUAUACUAUGAAAAGUUUUAAUUUUCUCAAGGUUUCUCAGGCUUUGGGUGUUUCCUGAAGCCCUACUAGGUCCAGUUGUUUUACAUGUAAAAGGCGAUAGAGAACGGGGCUUUUUACAGUAGUAGCAGCAGUGGUUUGUUUUACAAAGAUGUGAUUGAUAGACAGCACUGUGUGGAACCCACCAUGUGCUUGUCCUGACAAGCAGACUGAUAAGUCAGUACCUUUACUGCCCUGGAUUGAGGACUUGUAAUGCCUUGGACUGAACUAACGCUGGAUUUUGUGUGUAAAAUGGGCUAUGCAUGACUGUUUGCUAGGCUUGUCACUUUUCUCAAAUAUAAUUGAGUCCUCUUCCUAUCUUUUUAAUAAAAUGCAGUUUGAAUUUUGCUAUUCUCAAGCUAUAACUGUCAGCUUCCCACUGAGUUUCAAAUACAGCAUGUGACAUCCUGACUGAACAAAAGAAUACAUUGUGUAUUUUGGCAGUGUGUUCAGUAUAUAGUUUGCAGUAAGAAUUUUUCACCUGUUAAGAAUCCACCUUUUAAUUUAAAUUUAAUAGAAUCUGGCCUCCAUUUUCUAGACUUACAAUAUUACUGUCUCAAUUUCUGUAAAAUAGUGGAAAAUAAUGUCUGACUGGUAGCCAUUGAUUGUAAUUUAAAUUGCAGUCAGCAUCUCUUCCUGAAAGCCAGGAAUAAUGCCUUUGUUAGUGCUGUGGAAGUUGGACAUAUUUUUUUAAGAUUUGUGGAACCACUUUUUACUUUGUGGAAUGUGCAUGGAUUUAAAUUCAAGUAUAUUCCUGACAUAAUAGUGAAUUCCAAAGCCUGCAUGGGCCACUAGGUGCAGAUGGAAUAUUUUGUGCUUUAUUUGCCAAAUCUUUUUCUCUAAACCACAAGGCUCUUUCCUCCUCUCAGGACCCCCCACGUCCAUUUGUGUAUAUAGUUCAAUUUCGUUUCUGCUCAAGACCAGUUUUAAAUUGAGAAGAGGAAGCAAUGACCAUAUAGCAAACAAGUGAAGACUUAAAGGCUCUUCUGGCUGUUAUACAAAUGUAUAUUUACAUCCGUUUUCUACGUCAGUAUCCCUAGUCUCUUCUAUUUUUGAUAAAGAAAGGAGAGUAGCAUUUCAAUAUCUUUUGAUGAGAUUUGCAAUAAUCUCUUACAAGAUGCCAGAUGAGAGGUGAAGUGGUCCCCUCUUUGAAAGCUGUUUAACAAGGCACACUUUCCAAAUAGUGUAGGGGAACUGGAACAGGAGAAUCUAUCUUGUCUCUACAGUGAAUACUUAGAUGAUGGAACGUUUUCCUCCUUCUUUCAAAAACUCAUUGGAUUUUUCAGGGAACAUCUAGUUAUGAAAGAUCCCGAUUCUGCACCCUACCUCUAGUCCUCUUUUAUCAUAGAUUUUUACACAACUGGCUACUCCUAGCAACUGAGCAUUUUCUGUAUAAAGUACGGUAGAUUUGUGGUCUCAAAGGCCUUAAUGGACUUCUUGAAGAGUCUGGCUCUUCUCACUUUUUAGUUUACGGAAAAGUCUUGAAGUAGAGUUUCUUUUGGUGCGAGGGAUGGUUGCUGUGAAUGUCAUGGGUUAUGACUGAAAAGCUUUAUUAAAGAAGCUUUUGUAUUUUUCUAAAGGUUGAUUGAAGUCUGGAUUCUUCUGAUCUCCAGAAGUUUAUUCCACAGCCAGAUCCUCUCAGCUGAGUGUACUGUUUUCUCAUUCUCCUCUUCUAUCAAUCACCACAGUUCCACACUUUCUUCAGGUGGGAAGAAAGAUGGUCUUGUUUUAAAUAGAAAAUAGCUUACAUCAACAUUAAUAUAUUAAGUUAAUCAAUUAGCUCAGUAUCAGAGGGGUAGCCAUGUUAGUCUGAAUCUGUAAAAAGCAACAGAGGGUCCUGUUAGUCUUAAAGGUGCCACAGAAGUAUUGGAGCAUAAGCUUUCGUGGGUGAAUGGCCACUUCAUCAGACUUUCACCCACGAAAGCUUAUGCUCCAAUACUUCUGUUAGUCUUAAAGGUGCCACAGGACCCUCUGUUGCUUAAUUAGCUCAGUGUUUAACUACUACAUUCUAUGGACCAUUGUUAGGGGAUAUGGCAGAGAAAGAAGACUCUCAAUCUGCCACUGCAUUGUUUGCUGAAUAUUGCAUUUUGUGAACUAUUGGUGAGCCACAAACUUCAGCUGAGAAGCCUGAAAUCCCCACAGAGUAGGGCAUUAUUGUACUAAUCAAAAGGCUUUGAGGAAUUUAAUAGAAAAAACAGGACUAUAGAAAGGUAUUUAAUGUGAGAUAAGUAAUAUGGCAGUAUCCUGAGUCUUGACACAUGAAUGGGAAAUUAUAGAUAAAGAAUGUACUUGUGAGUAAUAGAAAAGCUUAAUGCCCCAGCCGUCUUUUUAAAUAAAAUGUUUGUUUUGUUGAGAAAUGGCAGACCUAAAAUGUGAUGUUUUUUGUUUGUGGUAUGCCUAAAUAGAAUUUAUAGUGCAGUUGUACACUGUAAAAUAAGAUUAAUGUAAGAAUGGCCAUACUGAGGUCAGACCAAAGGUCCAUCUAGCUCAGUAUCCUGUCUUCCAACAGUGGCCAAUGCCAGGUGCCCCAGAGAGAAUGAACAGAACAGGUAAUCAUCAAGUGAUCCAUCCCCUGUCGCCCAUUCCCACCUUCUGGCAAAUGGGCUAGGAACACUAUUCCUGCCCAUCCUGGCUAAUAGCCAUUGAUGGACCUAUCCUCCAUGAAUUUCUCUAGUUCUUUUUUGAAUCCUGUUAUAGUCUUGGCCUUCACAACAUCCUCUGGCAAGGAGUUCCACAGGUUGACUGUGCAUUGUGGAAAUAAAUACUUCCUGUUGUUUGUUUUAAACCUGCUGCCUAUUAAUUUCAUUUUAUGACCCUUAGUUCUUAUGUGAAGGAGUAAAUAACACUUCCUUAUUUACUUCCUCCCACACCAGUCAUGAUUUUAUUAACCUCUAUCAUAUUGCCCCUUAGUUGUCUCUUUUCCAAGCUGAAAAAUCCCAGUCUUAUUAAUCUUUCCUCAUACAGCAGUUGUUCAUACCCCUAAUAAUUUUUGUUGCCCUUUUCUGAAACUUUUCCAAUUCUGAUAAAUCUCUCUUGAGAUGGGGCAAUCACAUCUGCAUGCAGUAUUCAAGAUGAUAUUUUCUAUCUUACUAUCUACCCCUUAAUGAUUCCCAACAUUCUGUUCGCUUUUUUGACUCCCGCUGCACAUUGAGUGAAUGUUUUCAGAGAAAUAUCCACAAUGACUCCAUAUUCAUUCUCUCCAUAAGUCCUGCACAAAUAUGCUCAGUUUAGAGAGCUUUUCUAAAUGCCAGCUUCGCAGAUUCACCCUUGGGCAUGAAAAUCAACCUGGGUUCUUCCUGGCUUAUGCAGCAUCCCCAGUCCUAAAGAUCCUGCAGCUUUACCAAUUCUGGUGGUGAGCCAGAGAGGAGGCGAUCUUUCUCUCGUGGCUUUAUUGACUCUGCAGGGUGAAGGAGAGUAAAAGGUAGUUACCUUUUAAAACUCAUAACAGACAAUGGGAACAAAUGGAAGUACAGUGCAUUUUUAUAUAGUCACCGAGCCUUUAAAUGCCAUGUAAGCUUGCAUCUCAUCCUCACAAUAUUGCAGUGCUUGAGCCAGCAUUUACCACUUCCUAGCCUUCACUAUUUACUCAUAAUCCACUCAUUUUUGCCCGUAGCAGUGUAUCCUUUUCCUCUGGUGCAUGUGCUCUCCUUUCCUCCUCACUAAGCAUCCACUGCAUGGGACCAUUGCUAUGCAUCUCCCCUUCUGCUAAGUGCUCUCAUUUACCUGGGCAGAGCAGGGAAGUCAGACAAUAUGGAAUUCCUUGUUUGUGGAUAGUGCUUUCUUGCAACAGAACUCCCUAGCACCACUGCUAGGAGAGCUGUCUGUUUGCUGAAUGAUGCAUGUGGGGUAAUACAAUCUUCACCAGGAAAAUAAAGCCUCUUGCGCUUUGAUGAUGGGAAGGGACAGGUUUUUAAAUCAAUACCAGAGUUCUGAAAGUUUGGCAGUUGUCUCUAUUACACUGGCAUCUAUGCUCGUGCGCAUGGUGUGCUAAGUUACAGCUUAACUUCUGUUGUAAAAUGUGAAUCUAAGAUUUACAGCAAAUCUCAAAAGUGGGAAUGAAUGAGGGAUCCAGUUAUAAACUGUACGUUAACUAUAGUACUGACAAGGUCCUUUGUAAAUGUUUUAUUUGAAUUUUUCCUAGUUUAAAAAUAUUUAAAGUAAAAGUUGCUUGUGUAAAUGCAAGCACAGUAUUUAAAUGUUAGUGUCUUCUGGAAUACAUACAGCAUAAUCAACUAAAUAUAUAGAUACUGCAUUUGAAAUCAUAGUCUUUCCAGGUUUUGCUGUAUUAGUUACUCUUGUCUAUUAGGAUGUGUAAAAGGUUGCAUUCUGGACCAUUUUAGCACUAUUUGCAACCUUAUCUCGCAUGUAGUGGCACUUACUCAUGUCACAAAUCCCAAAUUACUUCCAACGGGACUAUGUGCUUGAGCUAGAACUACUCAAUGAGAGUUAAGAAUUACAGAGCUGGGCCCUAAAUAGUAGUACAGUAGUUUCUUCCAUGAAGGUCAUUGUAAAUGUGUAUAAUAAAUGGCUCUCAAUGUAGAUGUCUAAAUAAUGAUUUGUGGUUUUAAAAAUCAUCAUCUGAACUUUUCUAGUGGAAAAAUAAGGCUUUCCAAAGAGGUGUGUGUAAUAACGUUGCUCUUUCAGUUCAUCAGUGCAAACCAAGCUUAUUUUAGUUUCCCAAUACAGGUAGGAAAUGCAUAUAAUUUUCCAUUUGGAGGGAGGGGGCGGGGGAGAGAAACAUCCCAAAAGCAUGCUCACAUGGUAUUGUUUUAAUACUACUUCUGUAAUACAAUUUGUGCUGCUCCCACACAACCACCCAACUUUUCAAAUGUAUAAAAGAGCUGAAGAUACCCCUUCUUUAUAUUUCUCUGCAGUAAAACACCAGUUAUGUUAAGCAGUCAAACUUCACAAUCAUUAUGUUCCCAACAGACAGACAGAAAAGGUUUUUCUCCCUCUCAGUGGAUGACUAAUUGGGGGGGGGGGGAAA